Aspergillus wentii DTO 134E9 is the source of this 1386-nucleotide messenger RNA. RefSeq lists its product as uncharacterized. Gene Ontology annotation, cellular component: mitochondrion. The transcript has 2 exons. Bases 1 to 1386 code for a protein of 461 amino acids. The record is from RefSeq and is a predicted model, not a curated record. NCBI's taxonomy places the organism in Eukaryota, Fungi, Ascomycota, Eurotiomycetes, Eurotiales, Aspergillaceae. Gene Ontology annotation, biological process: mitochondrial tRNA threonylcarbamoyladenosine modification.
AUGCUGAAUUUGAGAACUUCUGCUGGGACCUUUCGUAGGUCCCUCGGCGCUAUCGCAAAGAGGGACUUGUUCUCUCAAUAUAGGGGUCUGCUCACUCUUGCGAUCGAAACAUCUUGUGAUGAUACCUCGGUUGCGAUUGUUGAAAAGAAUAACCAGAAUAAUACCUCCGCCGGGACCGCAAAGGUCCAUUUUCUUGAGAAUGUGACGGCUGAUUCGAGAGAAUACCGUGGCAUCCAUCCGAUCUUAGCCCUAGAGUCGCACCAGGAGAAUCUCGCCAAUCUAGUUCACAAGGCCCUAUCUUACCUACCAGUGCCGACAGAAAAUAAGAAUGAUAAAUCUGCGUUGAUACACUUGGGUGAUGGGAAAGCUCGCCGAAGACCGGAUUUCGUAUCUGCUACUAGAGGUCCCGGGAUGCGGUCCAAUCUCUCUGUUGGGUUGGAUACGGGGAAAGCGUUGUCGGUUGCGUGGCAGGUUCCGUUUGUUGGUGUUCACCAUAUGCAAGCGCAUCUUCUUACUCCGCGGCUUGUGUCUUCGUUGAAUCGAGAUCAAACGACGUCGUCGGAGGCUACCACGCCUGAGUUUCCUUUCCUUUCUAUUCUCGUCUCUGGUGGUCAUUCGAUUCUUGUCAAGUCGGCUUCGAUUACAGAGCAUGAGAUUAUGGCGUCUAGUGCUGACAUUGCUGUUGGGGAAUCCCUUGAUAAAUCGGCGAGAGAGAUCCUCCCUGCCGAUCUACUCCAGAAUGCAAAGAGUACCAUGUACGGCAAAGUGUUGGAACAGUUUGCCUUUCCAAACGGUAGCAUCGACUACGCCGACUACCGCCCCCCAAUGACUCGCGGAGAAGAACAAAUCAAACAUGAAAGCCCCUGGGGCUGGUCUCUGACUACCCCGUUCGCCAAUACCCGCCAUCUGCAAUUCAGCUUUUCAUCCAUAGCAAGCGCCGUGACGAAACUGGUCUCUCUAAAAGAGAAAACUGGUCAGAGCAUGUCCCACGAGGAGCGAGUUGCGCUGGCGCGCGAAUCAAUGCGCAUCUGCUUCGAACAUCUCGCCUCGCGAACCAUCAUCGCCCUCGAAGCCCUUCGUCAAAAGGAUACUGGAUCUGAAGAAAUCAAGACUCUCGUCGUUAGCGGUGGCGUCGCCGCUAACCGCUUCCUCAUGACGGUGCUCCGAUCAUUCCUCGAUGUCCGCGGGUUCGGACAUGUCGAUAUCGUCGCGCCCCCACCGUACCUGUGUACCGAUAACGCGGCCAUGAUUGGAUGGGCUGGGAUUGAGAUGUUCGAGGCGGGAUGGCGGACGGAUCUUAGCUGUCGUGCGCUCAGGAAGUGGACGCUUGAUCCGCGGGCUGAUGAUGGUGGGGUUUUGGGCCCGAGUGGGUGGAUGAAGAUGUAA